Necator americanus (New World hookworm) is the source of this 1509-nucleotide messenger RNA. RefSeq lists its product as uncharacterized. The transcript has 14 exons. The record is from RefSeq and is a predicted model, not a curated record. The coding region runs from base 1 to 1509 and encodes 502 amino acids. Gene Ontology annotation, molecular function: protein tyrosine kinase activity; ATP binding. Gene Ontology annotation, biological process: protein phosphorylation. Lineage: Eukaryota; Metazoa; Nematoda; Chromadorea; Rhabditida; Ancylostomatidae.
AUGUCGAAAGAAGGUGACAAAUAUCAAUCACCAUCGCCAACGCAGAAAACUAACACCGAAACUCCUAUCUCAACCGAAUUGGAACAACGAUAUCCUGGUAGUACGGAGAAAGUGUCGGAAGGCCCCGUAGAUAAGGAUACUGGAAAAAAACAUGAGCGACGACAUAUGGUAACAAGUUCAUUGAAGAGACUAGUACAGAUCAACUGCGAUGAAGCCGGCAGAGUUAUUCGACCGAUAGAAGAUGAACCUUACUAUCAUGGAUUCAUGAGUAGAGAGGAAGCGGAAACCGUAAUUAAAAAGGAGGGUGAAUUCCUUGUAAGAAAAACGGAAGUCGGUGGUCGCCGUCAUUUUGUCAUCAGCCUCAAUGAUGAUGGGAAGCUGAAACACUUUCUAAUAAAAAGGACAAGUAAGAAACACCUAUAUUGGGUAAACGACUUUGCAUUCAAAACGAUUAACGAUUUGAUACAGUAUCAUUCAAGAAAUCAUGAGCCAUUAAGUCCUAUCGGUGCAUAUCUGCUCAAACCAUGCCCAAAAAAAGAAUGGCAACUCAAUCCAGAACAGAUAGAGCCGAAGGAAAAAAUUGGCGAGGGAGCUUUUGGUGAAGUCUAUAAAGGAUUAUUGCAGGAUGGAGUCUGGGGCGCACGUAUUCCCGUUGCCAUUAAAACACUUCAUUCUACAAAUAUGACCGCAGAUGAUCGAAUUAAAUUCCUUCAAGAAGCGAAUAUUAUGAGAGAAUUUCGACAUGAAAAUGUGGUCCGUCUACACGGCGUUUGUACAUCAAAAGAGCCCAUAAUGAUAGUAAUGGAGCUGUGCCCCGGAGGCUGUCUGCUCUCACGGAUACAGGAUUUAAAAAAUCAGGUGAGCAUCCGGAUUUACUCGCAAUCGUUUUCCUCCAAAAUCGCGAGCAACGCGAAAAAAAAUCUACGUUUUUUGCCAUCGAUGAUCGAUAAAAUCAACUACGUUUACGGAGCAGCAAGAGGAAUGGCAUAUUUACAAAGUAAAAAUAUUAUACAUCGGGAUGUUGCUGCUAGAAAUUGCUUGUUAGGUGAAGAUGAAUGUGUAAAAAUAUCAGAUUUUGGUCUAUCAUUUAUCGGAAAGACGUUGAGACAAAAGAAAUUGAAAAAAGUUCCGCUCAGAUGGUUAUCUCCGGAAACAUUAAAAAGUGGUGUAUACACGACAAAAACUGAUGUCUACAGUUUUUCGAUAAUGAUUUGGGAAAUUUACUCAUUUGGACAGUUACCAUUCUAUAAAUAUGAGAAUCAUGAACUUCGACCAUUAAUUAUACAGAAAAAGAUAGCUCUGACAACAUGUAUGGGAGAGAUUCCGGCAGAUGUGAAUGAACUACGGCUACGAUGUAUGGAUUAUGAUCCGUCAAAAAGGCCGGAUUUCAUCGAAUUGGAAGCGAUACUCGCCGAGAUGCCAGAUGUGAUCAAACCGAAGCCACCAUCAUUAUGGACUCGAUUAAGUACCAUUAUUAGUGACUAUAUUUAUGGACGAGUUUACACUUGA